GCCUGAGGAGAUGCCGAGGGCCGCUCGGUUGGAUCCCAGCGCUCGGCCGCAUAGAACCGCUGGUCCGGCCCGGUUCGGUGCUCAGGGGGAUCCCGGUGUGUCCUGACGGCGCUGGGGAAGAGACUGAGCAGCUCCCUGAGCUCGGGAGUGAGGAUCGGUUGUGUUUUUAUUCCGAGUCUUCCCCAGUUAAUAAAGACGGAGAGAGAGAUCGAGCGUAGAGAGCAGCAAACAACCCAGCAGAUCUCACAGCAAAGGCUUUGAAGACUGCCGAGGAGGACACGAUUUGAAUCAUUCAAGCAUUAAAAUAGUAAUACCCAUGGAAGAGCCACAAGAUUUACCCGAGCAACCAGUGAAGAAAGCCAAGAUGCAGGAAUCCCGAGAGCAAAGCUUGAGCACUCAUGUGAGCAGCACAGAAGUCAGCGAUCAGAAACCUGAAUCUUCAAGCCUUGGUUCAAACCUUCCCAUGUCAACUGAGAUUAUGACAUGCACUGACUAUAUCCCAAGGUCAUCAAAUGAUUAUACCUCACAGAUGUAUUCUGCAAAGCCAUAUGCACAUAUCCUUUCUGUACCUGUAUCGGAAACAAUGAGCCCUUACCCUGGUCAGACUCAGUACCAAGCACUACAGCAAUCUCAGCCCUACACCAUCUACCCUCAGACCACCCAAACCUAUGGACUACCUCCUUUUGGUGCACUGUGGCCAGGUAUGAAACCUGAAAGUGGUUUAAUUCAGACUCCAUCUACAAGUCAGCACAGUGUUCUUACCUGCACUACAGGGUUAACCACAAGCCAGCCCAGCCCAGCACAUUAUUCUUAUUCCAUUGAAGCAUCAACUACCAAUGCCAGUCCAGUCUCUACAUCCUCAACUGUUGUCAAUAUUUCCACAUCAGCAGUAGCCAGCAUCUCACAGGAAUAUCCUACGUACACAAUCCUUGGCCAGAGUCAGUACCAGACGUGUUACCCAAGUUCUGGCUUUGGAGUCAUAACACCAGCAGACAGCAACGCGGAGAGUACUGCAUUAACAACAGCUACGUACCCAUCUGACAAACCAAAUGCCAUGGUGCCUACACGGACGGUGCAGAGACAUUCCUCUGGAGAUGCAUCCACAAGUCCGUCAUUGUCGAGGGCGACAGCAAGUAAAGAGUCAGAUGAACAGGCGAGAAAAAAUAUCCCUGGGAAGAACAGAGGGAAAAGGAAAGCAGACACCUCUUCUUCACAAGACAGUGAGCUGGAGCGAGUGUUUCUCUGGGACCUGGAUGAGACCAUCAUCAUUUUCCAUUCACUUCUCACAGGAUCUUAUGCUCAAAAAUAUGGCAAGGAUCCAACUCUGGUGAUUGGCUCAGGACUCUCAAUGGAGGAGAUGAUUUUUGAAGUAGCUGAUACUCACCUGUUCUUCAAUGACUUGGAGGAGUGCGACCAGGUACACAUAGAAGAUGUGGCAUCUGAUGAUAACGGCCAGGAUUUAAGCAACUACAAUUUCUCCACGGAUGGCUUCAGUGGCACAGGAAGCAAUGCCAACCACAGUUCAUCAGUCGGUGUCCAAGGUGGAGUAGAUUGGAUGAGAAAACUGGCCUUCCGUUACCGUAGGGUACGAGAGAUCUACGAUAAGUACAAAACAAACGUUGGAGGCCUUCUCAGCCCACAGAAGAGGGAAGCUCUGCAGCGACUAAGAACUGAUAUAGAAGUGUUAACAGAUUCUUGGCUGGAAACUGCAUUGAAAUCCCUGCUACUCAUACAGUCCAGAAAAAACUGUGUGAACAUCCUGAUCACCACGACCCAACUGGUGCCAGCUCUUGCCAAAGUUCUCCUCUAUGGAUUGGGAGAGGUGUUUCCCAUUGAAAAUAUCUAUAGCGCAACAAAAAUAGGAAAAGAGAGCUGCUUUGAGAGGAUCGUGUCCCGAUUUGGAAAGAAAGUCACCUACGUGGUAAUUGGAGAUGGGCGUGAUGAAGAGAUUGCAGCUAAGCAGCACAACAUGCCUUUCUGGAGGAUCACAAACCAUGCAGACCUUGUGUCCCUCCACCAAGCCCUCGAGUUAGACUUCCUGUAAGAAGCCGGAGCAAAGAUGUGACUGCGGCUCCUGCAAUCUCUCCAUCACUGGGGAGGCAAAGAUCUCCUACAGCUGGGGACUCCAUUUUCAGCUUGAUGAAGAAAAUGUACCUAAUGCAAACUGUCCAGUAGGCUCCAGGUCAUUUCCUCAGGAGCACAGACCCGGCCGAGUCCAAAGGUGUCCUGUGAGAAGCACUAGACUCAGCAGAGCUAGAGCUUGACUGGCGAAGAGACUGAUGGAAUCCAGCUGAAUUCUUCUGGCAGGUAGUCUCCAGAGGGAGGGGGCGACACAACUCUUACAGACACUUCUGCUUUUCUAUUCAGCUUAGUUAUAGAACCCAAGUAAACAGAAAACCUUAUUUUUAUAGAAAAAUACUGAUGGCGGAGCUGAACCUCCCUUGUUUUGCAAAGCCAAAAAGAGCUCUUGGUUUGGUUUGUUUGUUUUGUUUUCCAUGGGAAAUAUUAAUGAAAAUGUCAGAAAUACCUCUACUGCUGUGCAAACGUGUCCUCUCUCCUUCUCUGGGUGUUCAAAAGCAGUUAAUUUAUUAUUAUGUCCUUACAUUGUUUCUUCAAUGUGGGAUUGAUCCCAUUCUGGGAUGUAAGAGGUUCCUUGUUGCUGUUGGUUGUUCCCAUUGGCUUCUAGGCAGUGUGUCUACAAUGCACGUAACUGAGCCCUGCUAACGAGCAGGGAGUGAUUGGAUUCAAGCUGUCCAUGACCCAGACCAUAAAUCCCACAGAUUGUUCCUGGAUGUGAAAAUGAAGCUGCCAAUGAACCUCAGAGACAGCGCAGCACUAUUGGAGAGAGCUGAGACCUGAACAGAGCCCUCAUUUGAGCUAGAAGUGAUUCGAGAGAGAACUAAAUUCUCACGAGUGUUACAAGGAAGGAUAAUGGGAACUGAUCUUUGCCUCUGCUUUUCUGACUCCAUUUGUGAGAAUAUGUUCCCUUUGGUAGAAUCAGAUUCAAUUGUCUUGUAUUCUUUGCAUUAGCCUAACUACAUAGUUAGAAACAAAAUAAAGCCCUUGACGGGAGGUACUUCAUUCUGUAACACACUGUGACUUGGCAGCCUGCAGCACGCUGGCCUCAGAAGUGAUGGAUACACUGAUUUAUUUGAUUUGAUUUGAUUCUUUUGCUACCAUCUCAGAAUAUAAGGCUGGGGUCGGUGUGCUGCAGUACUGCUGGCCAGAAAGGCAGCUUUAGGCUGGGGGCUGCUUUUGUGCCAGGUCAGGCUGUGGGCAGUGCUGUCUGCCAUCCAGCUGUGCCCCCUGAUGGCACCAAACCAGCAGAUGCCUGAGGUUCCUGUACACAGGAUGGAUGCCUGCUUUGCUGUUGAGCCAAACACCGCAGCUGCACCCAAACCCUUCCAGUCUGUGUUUCCAGCUCAGCAUCACCCAGCUGUGUCCGCUGGGGGCCAGUUUCAAAGGCACAAUGUUACUUAGGAAGGAUGCUGGCUGCUCAGGUUGUGCCCACGGGAGCAGGUGAUGUUUGCUGCAUUCCUUUCAUGGCAUUAAUUACUGAGGAAUCAUUUCUAUCAGUGCUGGGGUGGCUCAGCACACGCGUGGAUGUGUCCUAUAAGGGACUGCUGUGAAGUGUGUCACUGCUGGGGCUGCUGAAGGUGUGGAUUGGAUCCUGGUUUCAGCUCUGGUUUUGGCUGUAGAGAUAAAUGCAAGUCAGAGGAGUUUGCUUUUAUCUGAGAUGGCUGCAGGAGUGGGAGCCCUUCCCUUGGCACAGAUGACACUGCAGCCAGCAGCUCCUGCUUUGGUUCUUUAAAAUGUUUGAAGGGAAUUUUUAAGAUGGUGACAAACCUUCAGCUGAGUGUGGACCUAUUGCAGCCAGUGGCGUUUUAUACUGAUAUUUAUACGUCUCCUUGAAUGUAUGUAAAGUACUUUUAUAACAGGAGGUUGGUGGUACAUUUCUGUGUUUGUUUAAUAAAGGCUGAUUUUGGUUUUUCCCUCUGCUGGCUGCUCCUCAGCAUUUUCCUGCCUCACCCAGCAGAGGCAGCUCCUUUAACCUGAGCAUUGAUUUCCUUCUAUGUCCCUUUGCUGUUCCCAACCCGGCUGCAAGUUGAACUGCUGACAAAUGCCAAAUGGAAGCAGCCUCCUCCCGGCUCCUCACUGGGCUCCCACAUCACUGUGCAGGCCCUGGGGCUGCCCUUCGUCCUGUGGUGGGAGCUCACAGAGCCCCUUGUGUGCUCACAUGGGAGCCCUGGGGCUGCCGCGUGUGCUCUGUGUAAUGGGAACUGUCCUAUGAACUGGAAAGAAAAAAUAAAGUCUUUUAUUUUCUAUAA
This is a messenger RNA of Coturnix japonica (Japanese quail), 4328 nucleotides long. It is a transcript of the gene EYA3, whose product is annotated as EYA transcriptional coactivator and phosphatase 3. Gene Ontology annotation, biological process: cell differentiation; negative regulation of extrinsic apoptotic signaling pathway in absence of ligand; positive regulation of DNA repair. Gene Ontology annotation, molecular function: protein tyrosine phosphatase activity. NCBI's taxonomy places the organism in Eukaryota, Metazoa, Chordata, Aves, Galliformes, Phasianidae. Gene Ontology annotation, cellular component: nucleus. The record is from RefSeq and is a predicted model, not a curated record.